CGGGCCGCCGAGCAGGCGCACAGCCCGCCGCCCCCGACCCCUCGGCGGGAAAAGAUGGCGGCGGCGGCGGUGUGGCUGGUGCGGCGCGGUGUCAGUGGCGGUGUCGCGACUUGCUUCUCUGGCAGCGGGAGGUUUUUCAGCCGUGGGCCAAAUGUGCUGCACCAAGACAGCAAUGCACCACAAGCUGCAUUCUUUUCACCUCUUCAAAAAGUGAUGUUGCCACCAAAUAGCUUUCAAGGGAAAGUGGCCUUUAUAACUGGUGGAGGUACUGGGAUUGGCAAAGGGAUGACAACAACUUUGUCCAGCCUAGGUGCCAAGUGUGUUAUAGCAAGCCGGAAACUUGAUGUUUUGAAAGGAGCAGCAGAAGAAAUUUCUUCUAAAACAGGGAAUAAGGUUCAUGCCAUCCAGUGUGAUGUGAGAGAUCCAGUUUCAGUUAAGAAUGCUGUUGCCGAACUAAUCCAGGUGGCAGGACGCCCUGAUGUUGUGAUAAACAAUGCAGCUGGAAACUUUAUUUCCCCUUCUGAACGACUUUCUGCUAAUGCAUGGAAAACGAUAACUGAUAUAGUGCUUAAUGGUACUGCAUUUGUAACUCUGGAAAUUGGAAAGGAGCUCAUUAAAGCACAAAAAGGAGCAGCAUUUCUGGCUAUUACAACAAUUUAUGCAGAGAGUGGUUCAGGAUUUGUGUUGCCGAGCGCCUCUGCCAAAGCUGGUGUAGAAGCAAUGAGCAAGUCUCUUGCGGCGGAAUGGGGUAAAUAUGGCAUGAGAUUCAAUGUGAUUCAACCAGGUCCAAUAAAAACAAAGGGUGCUUUUAGCCGCUUGGACCCAACAGGCACAUUUGAGAAGAAAGUGAUUGAGAGGAUUCCCUGUGGUCGUCUGGGAACUGUAGAAGAAAUUGCAAAUCUUGCUGCCUAUUUCUGCAGUGACUAUGCAAGCUGGGUUAAUGGAGCAGUUAUUAGACUGGAUGGUGGAGAAUAUGUUUCUAUGGCAGGAGAAUUCAAUGAUUUGAAGAAGGUUACCAAAGAGCAGUGGGAUAUUAUGGAAGCAAUGAUUAGAAAAACAAAAGGCUCUUGAAGUACGUAACUGUGUGGUGGAGAUUUUUGGAAAUGAAACACUACUUUUUCACGAAUACUUGGAAAUAACCAACUGAGAAAUAAUCGUCAUAAUGUUUUGUAUGCAGAUUUCAGUAAAAUAUGUUGAAACUCUAGAUGGGAAGAAUAUACAUGCUGUGUUCAAAAUAUGACAAUCUGAUCUGUUGCCAAUAGUGAACAACAGUUGUUCACUGAAAUUUUAUUUUUCUUCAGAUGAUGUGGCAUAUAGCCAUGCCAUGGUCAACGAGUAGCUUUUCUUUUUUAAUUUUUCAUAUGAUUUUUUUGUUUCUCAGGUAUAUCUCUCUUAAUAUUGUAAUUCCAAUAGCAUUCAGGACUAUCAUAACUGAGUAUAAUUGUUAAUGUGAUGAAAAACUAAGAAAUUAAGUCCUUAUCUGCAUACUUUGGUAAUAAGCCCUAAAUUUGCAAAUAAUGAAGUGUCAAGUUAUCAGCAGGACUACGUACGCUGAGAUAGGAUGUAACUCCUGUGGUUACUUAGAAAAUCUUGAAAUACAUAACUAUCUUGGUCUCA
Molecule: messenger RNA, 1617 nt
Organism: Phalacrocorax carbo (great cormorant)
Lineage: Eukaryota; Metazoa; Chordata; Aves; Suliformes; Phalacrocoracidae
Source: RefSeq, a predicted model, not a curated record